CAUUCUUCUUUGCCCUUUUCUCAAGCACGAGGAAGGCACGGCCAUCUUUUCUCUCUACCUCGCCACCGACCAGGGUAUACCCCGUGUUCGAUUGCAAUUAUUUUUUCUUUUUCACUUUCUCUCUCUAUAUCAUUAUAUAUAUAUAUAUAUAUAUAUUACGUGCUUUAUAAUUUUAUUUCAUUAAAAAAAAUAUAUAUUUCCCUUAUAAAUUUGAUUCAUUAACGUCGAAUCUUCUUCCCCAUCUCCAACUCCGAUUCUCGUACCCGGUCAUCGUCAUGGAUGAUUAAUACUCCCAAUUUCUUGCGAUCCCUUUUUCAUCUCUCUUCGAAUCACUUUUUCUCUCUACAACAGCGGAGCGCUCUCUCUCUGUCCCUCUCUCUAGGGUUUUGAAGUCGAACUUCUACUCGUCAGGAGGGAGUUCAAGAAUCGGCUUUCAAUUCCAAGGCUUUCGACGCGUUCGUACCGUGAAUCGACAAUAUUUUCUUUCCGGUGGUUUCAGACGGUACCCUAGCUUCUAUCUGCUACUUCGCUUGGAUAUACUGUGUUGAAGCGGAAAACUUGUUGUCGAUUGCGUCUAUCUCUUGAGCCCAGUUAAGCGUCAGAAAAUGUUGUUUGGUGAUUGUUGAGUGAUUACCAGCAUGGAUUUAAAUGUCUCGCCACAACCAGAAGAAGAUGAAGAGACCUUUGAACCACAUUUAGAAGAAGACAAUGCCCCGGGACAUAUAGGAAAUGUAGAACAUACAGAAACUGCAGUUGAAAUUCAACGCCGGGAGCGUGAAGAAAGACGUCAGCGACUGAAAAGAGAACGCUCAGAUGACAGACCAAUGCAUGCAUAUCAGCCACCUAAGCACGAUCAAAUAUUUCAAGCAAAAAGCCAGAGAGUUUACGAUAAAACUAAGCUUCCUCCUGGUUGGUUGGAUUGCCCUGCAGCUGGUCAGGAAGUAAAUUAUAUUAUCCCUUCUAAAGUUCCACUUGGUGAAUUUUUCAAUGAUUAUGUUUAUCCUGGUAAAAGAUACUCUUUUAGGCAAGUGAUUCAUCAACAGAGAGUUUUAGGAAGAAAACUUGGGUUAGUGAUUGAUCUUACAAAUACUAGUCGUUACUAUCCAGCUUCAGAUUGGAAGAAAGAAGGUAUCAAGCAUGUCAAGAUUCAAUGCAAGGGGCGUGAUUCUGUACCAGAUAAUGAGGCUGUAAAUUACUUUGUCUAUGAGGUUUCACAAUUUCUCUUACGUCAGAAGCAGCACCCAAAGAAGUAUAUUCUUGUCCAUUGUACACAUGGGCAUAACCGCACAGGGUAUAUGAUUGUUCAUUAUCUUAUGCGUACACAACCAAUGUCUGUCACUCAGGCUAUUAGCAAAUUUGCUAAAGCUCGCCCACCAGGAAUCUACAAACCUGACUAUAUUGAUGCCUUGUACAACUUUUAUCACGAGAGAAAGCCUGAAAUGGUCAUUUGUCCUCCAACUCCGGAGUGGAAAAGAUCUUCUGAUCUUGAUCUUAAUGGUGAUGCAGUGCCAGACGAUGACGAUGACGGAGGCCCUGCUGCUCCUUUGCAGGAGAAUAAUGAGACAGAUAUUGUAAUGACAAAUGAUGAUGUUUUGGGGGAUAGUAUACCUUUUGACCAGCAAGAGUCGUUUCGGCAGUUCUGUUAUCAAAUGCUGAAGCUGAAUGUAGGGGGAAGAGGAAAUUCACAAUUCCCAGGUUCACACCCUGUUUCUCUUAGCAGCGAAAACUUACAAUUGUUAAGGCAACGUUAUUAUUAUGCAACAUGGAAAGCUGAUGGAACACGAUAUAUGAUGUUAAUAACUAUGGAUGGAUGUUACCUAAUUGAUAGGCAUUUUAAUUUCCGAAGGGUCCAGAUGAGAUUUCCUUGCAAAAACACUAAUGAAGGUUUAGCUGAGAAGACUCACCACUUCACGUUACUUGAUGGGGAGAUGAUAAUUGAUACUUUGCCCGAAUCGCAGAAGCAAGAAAGGAGAUACCUGAUCUACGAUCUUAUGGCGUUUAACCAAUCUUCUGUCAUUGAGUGGCCUUUCCAUGAACGCUGGAAAAUGCUUGAGAGAGAGGUGAUUGAACCUCGGAAUUAUGAACGCCAGAACAUAUACCAGAGUAGAAAUCCUUAUUACAGAUACGAUUUGGAACCAUUCAGGGUGAGGAGGAAGGAUUUUUGGUUGCUGUCCACUGUUACCAAACUCCUGAAGGAAUUCAUUCCAAGGCUUUCACAUGCGGCAGAUGGCCUUAUUUUUCAGGGUUGGGAUGAUCCUUAUGUUCCCAGAACGCAUGAAGGCCUCUUAAAAUGGAAAUACCCUGAAAUGAACUCGGUCGACUUUCUCUUUGAGAUGAACGACAAUCGCCAGCUACUUUUUCUGCAUGAACGAGGGAAGAAGAAGCUGAUGGAAGGGAAUAGGGUUGUAUUUACUGAUGAUUCUGACCCCUCGUCAUACUCGGGGAAGAUUGUUGAAUGUUCAUGGGAUUCAGAGAGAGAUGUUUGGGUCUGCAUGCGGAUAAGGAUUGACAAAGGAACCCCGAAUGAGUUCAAUACCUACAAGAAGGUGAUGCGAAGCAUAAAGGAUAAUAUCACUGAGGAUAUAUUGUUGGGUGAGAUUCAUGAGAUUAUUCGCCUUCCCAUGUAUGCUGAUAGAAUACAGAAUGAUAGCAAAGCCCACCACCACCAUUCAAAUUCCGCACGACGUAGGUGAAGGGUGGAGUGGUGACUAAAUGAAGUAUGAUGUCUCCAGUUGAAACUAGUGGCUGGAAAACCUACCAUUCCCCACCGAGGUUUGCCCUAUGUUACUGGCCCCCCAAAGUAAUUAUGGAGUUUGUCACUUUUAAGUUGGGUAUGUGCAUCGGUGUAAUAGCAAAAGGGUCACUUUGGGUAUGUGCAUGGGAGUAUUGUGUAACUAGCUACCCUUUGUUAUAGCAUUGUAACGUGUGCUAUGCUGGUCACUUGUAUGAUCCAGUUGGUACGUGGUAGUUGACAUCAGGUAUGGGACUUUUUUCUCUCUGAUGUUUUUUCAGAGUAGGAUCUUUAUGUAUAUUAGCACUAUUAAUUUUUUAUUUUGUUAGUGGAAGUUAGCCAUUAGUUUUAUAAAACGGUUUUGCAUUUUUUCCAUGUAUAUGAUCUCAUGACAAGUUUAUUAAAAUUUUCUGAUAUUUUUCUUCA
This is a messenger RNA of Cornus florida, 3157 nucleotides long. RefSeq lists its product as uncharacterized. The record is from RefSeq and is a predicted model, not a curated record. Gene Ontology annotation, biological process: DNA repair; protein dephosphorylation; 7-methylguanosine mRNA capping. The transcript is spliced from 18 exons. Bases 639 to 2693 code for a protein of 684 amino acids. Lineage: Eukaryota; Viridiplantae; Streptophyta; Magnoliopsida; Cornales; Cornaceae. Gene Ontology annotation, molecular function: mRNA 5'-triphosphate monophosphatase activity; ATP binding; mRNA guanylyltransferase activity.